UCCUGUCGUGUUUGGUUGUAAACACCAGAAUGAAUGCUGUGACACUGGAGGCAAUGUGACCACUCGUUCUUGAACUUUGUCACGGGGUUUUCACGCUUAGUUAUUAAUAUGACACGAGAGAAGACACACUUACAGAGGGAUGCGGGCUGUUAGGUGAACGUGUACGCCUGUUUUGUCACCUCCACGAACGAUCUCUUGAGUUAUGGUGGGGAUUCUCCAAAGAAUGUCAGGACUGAGGGCAGCUCUCCGAUAUCUGAGCGCCCAUCGUGUCUUCUCAUCGACGGCCAGAGCCAGACUUUCGUCUGCGGGCCUCUGCAGUCCUGUCCUCACCUGCAGCUCGGGACAGUUCUUGUUCUCCAGUCGUCAGGUUCAUGCUGGAGCAGAUGCACCAAAGCCGUCUCCCUCUGCAGCCCCAGAGAGGCUGCCUUUCUCCAGAGUGACUCUGCAAGAUCUGGACUUCUUCAGGAAGGUGUUACCGGGGAGGACAAUCACUGACCCAGACCUGCUGGAGUCAAGUAAUGUGGACUGGCUCAAGACAGUGAGAGGCUCCAGUGAAGUGUUGUUGAGACCUCAGACCACAGAAGAAGUUUCUCAAAUUCUCAGUUAUUGUAACAGUCGUAACUUGGCGGUCAACCCUCAAGGAGGCAACACCGGGCUGGUGGGGGGCAGUGUUCCAGUCUACGACGAGAUUGUCCUCUCCACUGCUCUCAUGAACAACGUCCUCACUUUUGACAGCAUCUCUGGGAUUCUGACCUGCCAGGCAGGUUGUGUCCUGGAGAACUUGUCCCUCUAUCUGGAGGAAAGAGAUUUUAUAAUGCCACUGGAUCUGGGGUCAAAGGGCAGUUGUCAAAUAGGGGGGAAUGUUGCGACUAAUGCAGGUGGGCUACGGCUGCUGCGCUACGGCUCCUUACGUGGGACCAUUCUGGGUCUGGAAGUGGUGCUGGCCGAUGGACGUGUGCUGGACUGUUUGACAAAGCUGCGGAAAGAUAAUACAGGAUAUGACCUCAAACAGCUGUUUAUAGGGUCAGAGGGCACACUGGGGGUCAUCACGGCAGUGUCUGUGCUUUGUCCACGGAAACCAAAGUCUGUCAACGUGGUUUUCCUGGGUUGUGAGACCUUCGAGCAGCUGCUGCAGACAUUUCAGCUCUGCAGAGGAAUGCUGGGAGAAAUCCUGUCAGCGUUCGAGUUCCUGGACAGUGAGUGUAUGAGGCUGUUGAACACGCAUCUAAAAAUGUCCAAUCCCAUAUCUGACUGUCCGUUCUACGUCGUCAUUGAAACAUCUGGAUCAGACUCAACGCACGACGGAGAAAAACUCCAGAACUUUCUAGAGGAGGCAAUGAAUUUGUCUAUGGUCGCUGACGGAACUGUUGCCACGGAGGACUCCAAAAUAAAGGCUCUGUGGUCAAUGCGUGAACGAGUCACAGAGGCGUUGACUCACGAAGGCUACACCUACAAGUAUGACAUCUCACUUCCUGUGGAGCAGAUCUACCAGCUGGUGACAGACAUGAGGACACACCUGGGAGACCAGGCCAAGAGUGUGGUGGGAUAUGGACAUGUGGGUGACGGGAACGUCCACUUAAACGUCACCUCUCCUGCCAAAGAUCCCGCUCUCGUCGCUGCCAUCGAGCCGUUUGUCUACGAGUGGACGGCGAAGCGUCAGGGCAGCGUGAGUGCCGAGCACGGACUGGGCCUGAAGAAGAGGAACUACAUCUACUACAGUAAACCCAGCCAGGCCGUGGCACUCAUGGGAAACAUCAAGGCCAUGCUGGACCCGAAAGGCAUUCUCAACCCAUAUAAGACUUUACCAGACGACCUGAAAUGACCCACUCUCAUCGCUC
Molecule: messenger RNA, 1838 nt
Organism: Solea senegalensis (Senegalese sole)
Lineage: Eukaryota; Metazoa; Chordata; Actinopteri; Pleuronectiformes; Soleidae
Gene: d2hgdh
Product: D-2-hydroxyglutarate dehydrogenase
Exons: 10
Coding region: 203-1822 (539 amino acids)
Cellular component (GO): mitochondrion
Molecular function (GO): FAD binding; catalytic activity
Source: RefSeq, a predicted model, not a curated record